AUGGCAGGAGAACUUCGCCAGCCUACCGUUCUCGCCAUCGUAUUCAUGCUCCUCACAGGUCUCUAUGGCUUCGUCAAGUUCUCGCAUGAGAAGGACUAUGCCACCGAGGGUAAGGCAGCAGCCAUCUUGAAGGAACCUGUUCAUCUCACCUCUACUUCGGGUCUUCAUCCCCUUGUUGAACACCCCAUUGUUGAUUCUACUCGUCCACUCGUCACCUAUGCAUACACCGAGUCCCCAACUACUCGAGAGAACCUACUGUUUUUCGUGGAAUAUGGCUUGCAUGACAGCGCGGACUUCAUCUUCAUCCUCAACGGUCCCACCAACGCCGCCAACCUGAUCCCCCGCAGCGCCAAUAUCCAAGUCAUCUCGCGCCCGAAUGAAUGUUUCGAUCUCGGCGCCCACGGCGAAGUUCUCCGCAAGAACGGACUGUGGAAGAAGUACAGCCGCUUCAUCCUGCUCAAUUCCGGUAUCCGAGGGCCCUUCGUGCCGUACUGGAGCCGCAGCUGCUGGAGCGACGCGUUUCUGAACCGCGUCGCUAACGAUGUCAAGCUCGUAGGAACAACAGCAACCUGCCACCCCAAAUUCCACAUCCACCCCACAAUCUGGGCUACAGAUUCCGUCGGCAUGGCACUUCUCCUGAACCCGCCCAAGCCCCCCUCAGCAGACCCAUACAACACGGGCCGCGGCAGCAGCAGCAGCAGCCAAGUCGUCGCGCUGGGCGGGUGCUACGCGAGCCAGGCGCAAGCGACCCGCGGCGGCAUCGAAGCGACGUCCGUGGUCAAGAAGGCAGGCUACAAAGUCGACGCUCUGAUGGCGGCGUUCCACCACGGGAGGACCGGAAGCUACGAGGACGACUGCUCCGAAGACUGGGUCAAGGAGUCGAUGCUGUACAAGCACUCGCACGGCAAGACGGCCCAUCCGUACGAGACGUUGUUCAUCAAGGCGGACAGCGACGUCGAUCCGGGUGCCCUUGCCACUCAUACGGAAUGGUACAAACCCCAUGGCGGAAAUGGCAGCUGGGAUAUGUGUGGUUAGGAAAUGUUAAGAUGGAUGGCUAGGAUGGAUCAUCUAUUUGGCUUGCGUAGCACUACGAGGUGCCGUUGCGCAUUGAUUGUACUGAGAGUAGAGUACAUAGUCUCGAGCACAUA
Messenger RNA from Daldinia vernicosa, 1148 nucleotides. RefSeq lists its product as uncharacterized. The transcript is spliced from 4 exons. The coding region runs from base 1 to 1035 and encodes 344 amino acids. The record is from RefSeq and is a predicted model, not a curated record. Lineage: Eukaryota; Fungi; Ascomycota; Sordariomycetes; Xylariales; Hypoxylaceae.